AUGGAAGAGGGCUGCAGGCAGCACGCCUCCGCCUCGGGCAUCGCCCUGCCGCCAACCUUCUGCGUCGCUCGAGCCUUCGAGGAGAUGGCGGCCAACGGGACGGUCAACACCCCCCUUCUGCAGGCAGCGAGGGUGCUGCGGAGGAACGGAUUUAAGACCGGUGUCCUCACCAACAACUGGGUGGACGACAGCGCCGGGCGGCUCUUCACGGCCACGCUGAUGAACCUGCUGCAUCGCCACUUCGACCUGGUGAUCGAGUCCUGCCGGCUCGGAGCGCAGAAGCCGGACCCCAAGAUCUACACCUACGCCCUGGAUGCGCUGCAGAUGAAGCCACAGGAGGUCAUCCUCCUGGACGACAUCGGGGAGAACUUGAAGCCGGCCAGGGAGAUGGGCAUGGCCACCAUCCUCGUCAAGGACACCGAAACCGUCCUGAAGGAGCUGGAGGAGCUCUCGGGCGUCCGGGCAUGUAGAGGCGGUCUGGGUCCUCUCUGUCUCCUGGAGGUCCCUGAAGGGCUUCUCACCCAAGAAGAGCCGCUGCCAACUGCGUGUGAUCCAUCUGACGUGACCCAUGGAUACGUGCCCAUCCGGCCCGGCGUCCAGUUACACUUCGUGGAGAUGGGACACGGCCCCGUCAUCUGCCUCUGCCACGGCUUCCCCGAGUCCUGGCUCUCCUGGCGCUACCAGAUCCCAGCUCUGGCCGACGCCGGCUUCAGGGUGAUCGCUCUGGAGAUGAAGGGCUACGGGGAGUCCACGGCCCCACCAGACAUCAAAGAAUAUUCCCAGGAGCAGAUAUGCAAGGACCUGGUGGUUUUCCUGGACAAACUGGGUGUCGCAGAAGCGGAGCUGGAGAAGGACCUCGGCCGUACCCUGAAGGUGCUGAUCCGCUCCACGCGUCAGGAGGUAGGUGUGGGGCUGAGAGUGGACCUGGGGGCCGUGGCGUCGCUGAACACCCCGUACCGACCCGCCGACCCCACCGUGGACAUCGUGGAGAAGAUGAAAGCUCAACCCACCUUUGAUUACCAGUUCUACUUCCAGGAGCCGGGUGUCGCAGAAGCGGAGCUGGAGAAGGACGUCGGCCGUACCCUGAAGGUGCUGAUCCGCUCCACGCGUCAGGAGACCAUGGGGAUGCUGCGAGGCAGCCCCAGCCCCACCUCCCCCUCGUCCCGAGGGCUCCCUGCUGCUAUCGGGGCUAUCUGCCACAGCUUCCUGAUGGCCCUGGCUCCAGGCAGUGUCACCUCCCUGGGCAGGGUGAUGGGCCAUCCAGUGGCCCUGCCCUACCCAGCUCCUAAAAGAAACCUGGAGGGGGCUGGGGUGGUGGUGAUAGCUGUGCUGAAGAGGUUGGUGGGAAGGUGGAAGGCGGAGGGUUUGCUGAUGGAGAGGAGGCUGGAGGGAACUGGAGGAGGGAGGAGGCAGCAGAAGGUUCACGGCCAAGGAGGAGUCAAGUUCCAGAACUGGGCCAAGACCUAUGGCUCCUCUCCGGAGCUGUACUUCCAGCCUACCUCGGUGGAGGAGAUCCGGGAGAUCCUGGAUAUGGCCAGGCAGCGGGACAAGAGGGUGAAGGUGGUGGGGGGCGGCCACUCUCCUUCGGACAUCGCUUGCACUGAUGACUUCAUGAUCCAGAUGGGGAAGAUGAACAGGGUCCUCAAGGUGGACAAGGAGAAGCAGCAAGUGACGGUGGAAGGUGGGAUUUUCCUCUCGGAUCUGAAUGUCGAGCUGAGCAAGCAUGGGCUGGCCCUGGCCAACUUAGGAGCCGUUUCUGAGGUGGCAGCGGCCGGUGUGAUUGGGACGGGGACGCACAACACCGGGAUCAGUCACGGCAUCCUCCCCACCCAGGUGGUGGCACUCACACUGUUGACAGCCUCGGGGGAGAUCCUGGAGUGCUCUGAGUCCAUCAACGCGGACAUCUUCCAGGCGGCCCGCCUGCACCUUGGCUGCCUGGGUGUCGUGCUCACGGUCACCUUCCAGUGCGUGCCGCAGUUCCACCUGCACGAGGUGGCCUUCCCCUCCACCCUCACAGAGGUCCUUGAUCACCUUGAGGACCACCUAAAGAGAUCUCAAUACUUCCGAUUCCUGUGGUUCCCUCACAGCGAGAACGUCAGCGUCAUCUACCAGGACCCCACCAACAAGCCCCCCUCUUCCUCCGCCAGCUGGUUGUGGGAUUACGCUGUUGGCUAUUAUUUGCUGGAGUUUCUGCUCUGGAUCAGCACCUUCGUGCCCAGCUUGGUGCGUUGGAUCAACCGCUUCUUCUUCUGGCUCCUCUUCAGCUCCCGAGUGGAGAACAUUGCCAUCAGCUACAAGAUCUUCAACUACGAGUGUCGCUUCAAGCAGCACGUUCAAGACUGGGCCAUCCCCAUUGAGAAGACAAAGGAAGCCUUGCUGGAGCUGAAGGCCGCCUUGGAGAACAACCCCAAGAUGGUGGCUCACUACCCCGUGGAGGUGCGCUUCGCUCGGGGGGACGAGAUCUGGCUGAGUCCCUGCUUCCAGCGGGACAGCUGCUACAUGAACAUCAUCAUGUACAGGCCCUACGGGAAGAACGUCCCCCGCCUCAACUACUGGCUGAUCUAUGAGGGCAUCAUGAAGAAGCAUGGUGGGAGACCACACUGGGCAAAGGCCCACAGCUGCACCCGGAAGGACUUUGAGAAGAUGUACCCAGCCUUCCCCAAAUUCUGCUCCGUCCGGGAGAAGCUGGACCCUACGGGGAUGUUCCUGAACUCCUACCUGGAAAAAGUGUUUUACUGACAGGGGCAACGCGGGGGAUGGAGGAAAAAUCAGCCGUCGCCCCCAGUUCUUGGGACACCCCACCCAAAGCUCAUGGUCCUCCGUGAUCCCAAGGUGCUGCACCCCCAGCCCUCAUCUGCCCUCCUCUGUCGUGACAGCAGGCAGCAAGGACUGGCCC
Charadrius vociferus (killdeer) is the source of this 2896-nucleotide messenger RNA. RefSeq names its product epoxide hydrolase 2, cytoplasmic (gene EPHX2). The transcript is spliced from 23 exons. Gene Ontology annotation, molecular function: FAD binding; D-arabinono-1,4-lactone oxidase activity. The record is from RefSeq and is a predicted model, not a curated record. Bases 1 to 2739 code for a protein of 912 amino acids. Gene Ontology annotation, cellular component: membrane. Lineage: Eukaryota; Metazoa; Chordata; Aves; Charadriiformes; Charadriidae.